This is a messenger RNA of Rhopalosiphum padi (bird cherry-oat aphid), 2106 nucleotides long. RefSeq names its product major facilitator superfamily domain-containing protein 6-like. The record is from RefSeq and is a predicted model, not a curated record. Lineage: Eukaryota; Metazoa; Arthropoda; Insecta; Hemiptera; Aphididae. Gene Ontology annotation, cellular component: membrane. Bases 285 to 1976 code for a protein of 563 amino acids. The transcript is spliced from 9 exons.
AAACUGUACAAUUAUCAUCGAUUAUGUUACUAUAAUAAUAAUUGUAGUGUAGCUGUGUAGCGUAUUAGAUAACUUUUAAUUGGUGUAUGAUUUAAUUUGUAUUAUGUUAAUGUAAAUUAUAUUUUUACGAAUAGGUAUCUACAGGUUCGGUGAAAAUUAUAUGCAACUGUUUUUGUUCCUGUUUGCUGUGUAUAUAUAAAAAAAAAUUAAAGCCUCAAUAUCAUAAUUCUUCAGGUUUACUUAUUAAUGAUAAAAAUCUAAAAAUUCAAAACUAUUUAUCAAAAAUGUUUUCAGUAAAUAAACGUAUGCUGCGAAUGAAAUUUCAUUAUUUUCUGUAUAUGGGUGGUAUUGCUUCUAUCGUAGGAUUUUCACCGACCAUAGCUAAACAAAUGGGCUAUUCACCGAUGUUAGUUGGUUAUCUUUACACAUAUUUAUCUAUUUUAGCCUUUUUAGUCAAGCCUAUUAUUGGAUUAAUAGUUGAUAAAUUUCCCGUGAAAAGAAUUACGUUUCUAGUAUUUGUUUUGACGUGUGGCUUAGCCGCAUUUGUGUUAAACUUUAUUCAGAAACUACCAACGGAAACGGCUGCCAUUUUAAGUUGCAACACCACAACAGUAUUAGACGUUUGUUCAAACGUUGACGGUCAGUUGCCUAAAUGCGACGACAGUUUAAAAAAACUCAUAGCAAAUAAUUCUAUGUCAAUUACAUGUCAAUUGUAUUGUCAACCAGAUAAAUCAUUUUUGGAUGAGAUAUGUAAAUCUUGGAGUAUGGAUUAUUGUGUACCACAAUACAACAUGAAUACAAACAAUAAUUUUGCACAUUUCAAUGUAUCAUUGUUUAACAAUUUGAGAGAUCAGAUAGAAAACAAUUACGGGUUUGAAGUAAAAUUGGUGCAAUUCAAAGAAACUCAAGUAUUUUUUCCUACAUGUCUAAAACCAGUGAGCACUCGAUGUAAGAUAGACUGUUCGAAUGAUGUUAUAAUGGAAUUAGCUACCACUACAGUAUUUGAAGGAAGCAUUUUCGGCUUACAUCAGUUCUGGGAAUAUUUCAUUGUUAUGAGUUUAUUUUGGAUUAGUCAAGCAAUAACUUGGAGUCUUCAAGACCCAAUUUGCCUUGAUCUCUUAGGAACUAGACUUGAAGAUUACGGUAAACAAAGGUGUUGGGGAUCUAUUAGUUGGGGACUCUUCUCGAUAUUUGGUGGAGCACUUGUUGAUUAUUUUAGUGAUAGUGAUAUUCACAAGAACUACUUACCAAUUUACUAUCUGUGUCUUUUAAUCAUAUUGUGUGAUUUUAUGGUAGCUUAUAAAAUAAAAAUAACUGAGACAAUUGGAUCUAAAAAUACACUAUCAGACAUAUUCAAAUUAAUAACUAAUAUAAAUAUUGUAAUAUUCUUUAUAUGGAUCAUAUUGAUGGGUGUUUGUACAUCUAUGGUGUGGAAUUACCUUUUUUGGUAUAUGGAGGAUUUAACUCAGAAGUAUCACAGUGAAAAUCAAUUGUGGAUAAAAACAUUGCAGGGAUCAGCCAUUGGAAUUCAAUGUAUUGGUGGUGAAAUGCCAUUUUUAUUUUUUUCUGGUUGGAUUAUUAAACGAAUUGGUCAUACAAAUUGCAUGGCCUUAGGUCUUUUCACUUUUGCUAUUAGGUUUUACUUGUAUUCUAUUAUAACUAACCCUAUUUGGAUACUGCCAAUUGAAUUCACCAAUGGCAUAACAUUCGGAUUGUGUCACGCUGUAAUGAUGGAAUACGCAAAAAUCGUUGCUCCUGUAAGUGCUAUCACCACUGUGGUAGGAUUUUCUGGAGCCCUAUUUGAAGGUGUAGGUAUAUCUUUAGGUGGUUUGAUAGGUGGAUUUUUUUACGAAAAAUUUGGAGGAGAAUCAACAUUUAAGUUAUUUUCUUGCGGUUCCUUAUUGAUGGGUAUUCUUCAUGUAUUAUUUAUUGUGUUCAGUAAGAAAAAUAUAAAAGGAGAAGGUACCAUAAAUUGAAAUUAUAUUUGUAUAAGCUUAAACUACUAAAUUUAAUGUUUUUACCAAACACUUAUAAAUAACAAUGUUAAGUAAUUUAUAUAUAUUUAUAAAUACCUUAAAUAAUUUUUAAUGAUAUAUAAUUUAUAAG